Molecule: messenger RNA, 1385 nt
Organism: Portunus trituberculatus (swimming crab)
Lineage: Eukaryota; Metazoa; Arthropoda; Malacostraca; Decapoda; Portunidae
Exons: 3
Coding region: 464-1324 (286 amino acids)
Biological process (GO): regulation of transcription by RNA polymerase II
Cellular component (GO): transcription regulator complex; nucleus
Source: RefSeq, a predicted model, not a curated record
UCAAGUUUUCACGGGGCAAUUUGUGCAGCCGGCUGCGAAACACAGCUUCGUUGCCGGAGUAUCUGUUAGUGAUUGAGAGAUAAAUAAUAUUGUUGGAGUAAAUAGUAAUAACCGUUGAAUGCACUAUCAUGUGCUACAAUAAAUAGAUUAAAUAUUGUUUUAUUCAGAAAGAAGGAAAAUAGACGCGAAACAGCUGGUUUGUUUACAUCGCUACAGAGGAAGCCUGGCAACAUUUUUUUAUUUUUAUUUUUUUCGUUUUCUCUUUUUAAUAGAAAAAAAAUACACCAAUGAAUUUGUCAGUCGUCAGAGGACUCUAUCUUGUUCGUUUUUAUGAGAUGAUGCAGAUGCUAGUGAGCCAGCGGUUGCAUUUCUCAAGUGUGAAUGUUAUCGGGUGAAACUAGCCGAUUGCUCAGCAAGCAGCCGUGAAUUGCCCCGUUUGAUUUUAUCGCACGUGAUUGCCACAAUGAAGUUUGCUUGGACGCGAGAGUCUGAGGAACUACUACUGGAGCAGGUACGGGAUCAUCGUAUUGUGUGGGACCCUAAACAUGUAGAUUACCACAGGUUCAAGCUGAGGCAAGAAAUUUUCUCCCAGAUUGCUGAUACCAUCAGGGAGCAGUUUCCAGAACUUAAGCAGCUUAACGGAGAACAUGUGCGGUUGAAAUUCAAGAAUAUUAAGACAUACUUCGUAACAGUCUACCGAAAGAUUCAGAAAACAUCAGAUGGGUCUGCUAAACAUCCCCCACAGAAAUGGCAUUUAUUUGAGGAAGCCAUAUUUUUGGCUGACAGCAUGUUAGAUACCAAUGAUACAACUAAAACUGUUGCCUUGUCUGAUACUGAGCAGCAGUCAUCUGACUUGAAGAUGCCAGCAUUGAAUUUAGUACCUGAUGGCAUGUUGACAAAGGAGGAGAGGGUUCCCAGUCUUGUUUCAUCAGAGCCACAGGUUGUUAUCACCAGUGGCUUUGAAGUUUCCAACCCACUGUCAUCUGGGUACAGUAGUGGAGCAGAUGCUAUGAACAUUCCAUCAGAUGGAUCCAUUCAAGAACCAUCCCUCGCUGUUAGCAAUGCUGAUAAACUUACAGUGAAGCCUUUAGAAACAAUGAGAAGGAAAAGACCAUCAAAUGACAAUCCUGAUAUUGACACUUGUGUAGUUACCUUAAGAAACUACAUUGACCAAAAAAAAUCUGUGUCUGUAGAGGCUUCAAGUAUGGGAAGGCUUGUAGAAUCUUCUAUUGAUAAACUCCCUUAUGCCAAACAAAUAUGGUUCAUGCAAAAACUGGUACAACUUAUUGCAGAAGCCAAUGACAUACCAACAACAAAUGUGUAAGAGCCUAGGUCUUGCACACUACAUUUUUAUAGCCAUCAUGAAUAUACUGUAUGUUCACUUA